Molecule: messenger RNA, 2897 nt
Organism: Schistocerca gregaria
Lineage: Eukaryota; Metazoa; Arthropoda; Insecta; Orthoptera; Acrididae
Exons: 3
Coding region: 19-2688 (889 amino acids)
Biological process (GO): carbohydrate metabolic process
Molecular function (GO): hydrolase activity, hydrolyzing O-glycosyl compounds; carbohydrate binding
Source: RefSeq, a predicted model, not a curated record
UCUGCUCUGAGCGCAGUCAUGGACGAGAGACUGCGAACCUUCGCGCUCGCGUGGAUCGUGGCGGGCUGGCUCCUGUGCCUGGCGGAGGCCAAGUACCGAUACGCGAGCUCCGAUUUGGAGGAUCCACUGUCGGUAUUGCUGCAACUUCAGCCGAGCACGGGGGGGCCCUACGGCCGCGACGUCGAGAACGUGCUCAUGAGGACCACCUAUUACACGGAGGACAUCGUCAACGUUGUGUUUCUUGAUAGAGAUGCGGACCGGUGGCGGGUGCCCGACGCGGUGCUCCCCGGUCCGCAAAACGCGAGUCACCCCAACUUGGAGGUUUCCCUUUCGAAGGGCGAGUCGUUUGGGUUUUCGAUCAGACGGCGCGCCGACGCGGAACAGCGGCCCAUCUUCGAAGUUUCCGACGACGGCGGCUUGGUGUUCGAGGACCGGUACCUUGAGAUAACCACCUCGCUUCCGGGGGACCCGGUGAUUUACGGGCUCGGAGAGCGCGUGGCGCCGCUGCGUUUGCCCUACGACGACCGCACAUACACGAUUUUUACAAAGGACUUGGCCACUCCGGAGUUCUUGAACGUCUACGGCGCGCACCCUUUUUACAUGGAGAUGAGGAACGGCAAGGCGCACGGCGUGCUCCUGCUGAACAGCAACGGCAUGGACGUCGUGCUGAAGAACGAGUCCCUGACGUUCAAGGUUAUGGGGGGCGUGCUGGACUUCUUCUUCUUCAACGGUCCGACCCCCAGGGACGUGGUGCGCCAGUACCUGUACGUGAUCGGGAAGACGCACUUUCCGCCGUAUUGGAGUCUCGGGUGGCACCAGUGUCGAUACGGGUACAAGACGGUGCAGGAGACGGCCGAGGUCGUGCAGAAGUACGCGGACGCCGGGAUUCCGCUGGAGGCCAUGUGGAACGACAUCGAUUACAUGGACGGUUAUCGAGAUUUCACGGUCGACCCAGUCAACUUUCCGGAGGGCGAGGUGAGGUCGCUGGCGAGCAGGCUGCACAGCCACCACCAGAAGUACGUGUUGAUUUUCGACCCCGGCAUCAAGGUCGACUACCAGUACGAGGCGUUUUUGGAGGGCAUGAGGAAGGACGUCUUCGUCAAGAGCGCUGCCGAGUCGUACUUGCUCGGCAGAGUCUGGCCCGGAGACGUGUACUUCGUCGACUUCACGCACCCGAGGGCGGCCGAGUACUGGGGCGGAGAGCUGCAAAAGUUCCACAAAAAGGUCGGAUUCGACGGGAUCUGGAUCGACAUGAACGAAGUGUCGAACUUUUGCGACGGAGAGUGCUCCAAGGACCCUCGAGGCGGGGCGGACGAGCGUUCGCGCUGGUUUAAGAGAAUCGAGUGGGUCUCGUCGGCGCUCUACUCGCUGUGCGUACGGCAGUUACUAGGCCUUUUGCAAAUGGUGCUCAGGACCGACUGGUUCAAGACUCAUUCCCCUCAGUCCCCGCUCUCUCGACCGCCCAGCGCGGCGCCCUCUUUCGCGCCCGAAAACGGCGGAGAGCCCAUGGACGCGCACACCAUCUCGCUGUCGGCCGUUCAAUCGCUCUCGACGGCGUACAACGUGCACAACCUCUACGGCCACACCGAAGCCGCGGCGACGUACGAGGCGGCGAACAGAAUCUACGAAAAACGAACGCUGAUCAUCACGAGGUCUAGCUUCGUGGGAACCGGCCGAUACGCCGGCCACUGGCUCGGAGACAAUCACUCCACUUGGAAGGACCUCCACUACUCGAUUUCCGGAAGCAUCACGAUGGGCCUCUUCGGCAUCCCUCUAGUCGGCGCCGACAUUUGCGGGUUCAUCGGAAACACGACGUCGGAGUUGUGUGCUCGCUGGAUUCAACUGGGCGCCUUCUACACGUUCAGUCGAAACCACAACGAAAAGGAAGCCGUCUCCCAAGAGCCGUACGCCUUCGGCCCCGCUUUAUCGAAGACCGCCAAAAACACGAUAAAGCUCAAGUACUCGCUGCUGCCCUACUACUACACGCUGUUCUACGAGUCCCACACGCUGGGGGACCCCGUGCUGAGGGGCCUGUUCUACGAGUUCCCCGACGACGCCAACACUCUGGAAAACGAUCGCCAACUGAUGGUGGGACCGUACUUGAUGGUCGUUCCCGUGCUGCAAGAAAAAGCCGUCUCCGUCGACGGGUAUUUGCCGUCCGGACUCUGGUACGACUACUUCACCGGAGAACUCUACAACUGCACCUGUCCCCAGGACCGCCUGCGGACGUUCGACGCGCCGCUCCACAAGAUCAACCUUCUUCUCCGCGGCGGGGGAAUCCUGCCCCUCCAGGACCCAGGCAUGACCACUUACGAGUCUCGGGGAAACCCCUUCCGACUCCUCGUCUCUCUUGAUGAGGGCCUUCGAGCCGAGGGCAAGCUCUAUCUCGACGACGGACAAUCGCUCGAUUCGUUGGAAAGGGAAAAGUACACGCUGAUCCACUUUUCCGUCGCCGAGUCCACUCUGCACAUUGUCCCACAAGUGCUCAACUACAUCCCCCAGCCUCGCUCUGUGCUCAAGGAAAUCAAGAUUCACGGGUCGCCCGACGUCAGUCGGGUCACAAUUGACUCGAAGGAACUCUCGAAAUCUUCUUGGGAAGUGGUCUCGGGAAGUCGCUGGCGCACGCUCGUCAUCUCUCAUCCCAUCAACCUUUUCAGCUCAGCUACCACCACCGUCCAGUGGUCGUGAUUGUGCGUUUUUCGUUGCCCAUUUCUGAGAAGCGCGCUCGAAGACAUUGUGAAGCUUUUCAGCGCACGCCUGAAAGCCGAGGUGACUGCCAUGCGACGGAACUCUCGGUUUCGAAGAGCGUCGAGAGUGCCAUGGUUCAGAGCCGGUGCAAUGUGAAAAUAGAGAAUUUAUUUACAUAAAAGAUUUUUUUGAAUUCCAAUUCAAAAAAA